Messenger RNA from Gadus macrocephalus (Pacific cod), 4473 nucleotides. RefSeq lists its product as uncharacterized. The coding region runs from base 370 to 1116 and encodes 248 amino acids. Gene Ontology annotation, molecular function: DNA-binding transcription factor activity, RNA polymerase II-specific; RNA polymerase II cis-regulatory region sequence-specific DNA binding. Gene Ontology annotation, biological process: regulation of transcription by RNA polymerase II. The record is from RefSeq and is a predicted model, not a curated record. Lineage: Eukaryota; Metazoa; Chordata; Actinopteri; Gadiformes; Gadidae. The transcript has 2 exons.
GCGUGCGUGGAGCCUUCUCAGUCUGUUCUGGGGGCGUGUGUUUCACCGGCUUUUCAGAUAGUCUGAAACAAUGAAUAGUCAGACGAUGUAAAGCACGCACGUUGGGCUCGUUACUUUAGGACGUUUUUAGCAAAGAAAUUGUUUUUCCUUUUGCUCGCCGCUAUUCGAGUCUGUAUUUAUCAGGAACUAUCAAGUGGAUCUAUACACUUUAUGGCAACGAAGGAUUAGCAGUAAACUCAUUUUCUUCGACGAGUUUGAUAAAACGAGGUCGAGCACCGACUAGCCCCUCCUCGCUACUCACACAAGGCGUCAUUUUAUUUGUUCACGACUAGGCUAACAAUCUGUCGCCAAAGCCAAAGAAGGAAAGCAAUGGCUGCCUAUUCUGAUUAUUUUGCUGCCGAGUGUCUGGUGUCAAUAUCCAGCGGCCCCGUCCUGCAUAGACCCACCCCGGUCGUCCCCGCCACCCUGCCCGCCUCGGCGGGCCUGCUAACCCAUGAGCCAGAAGGGUCGAGCGAGGACAGGGAGGUGCGCGAGACGCUGAGACUCGAGGCCACCAACAUGAUGACGGUGGCCGGGAUCCUCACCGACCUCCACGGCAAGUUCCGCCCCAUGUCGGCCUACUCGGAGAGCAGCAACUCAUCCUGCGGGGAAAGCGGCUACACCACGUUGUCCGACUCGACCACCCCUACCAUGACCCCGUCGGCCACCCCGGUCCCCGGGCCCUGGGGAGGAGCUCCCCCCCGGUCCCCGGUCAAGCGACACCAAUGCACUUUCGACGGAUGCGACCGAGUUUAUGGGAAAUCGUCCCACUUGAAAGCACACAUCCGAACCCAUACAGGGGAGCGGCCAUUCCCGUGCACCUGGCCCGACUGCGAGAAAAAGUUUGCCCGCUCAGACGAGCUGGCCCGCCACACCCGCACGCACACAGGGGAGAAGCGCUUCCUCUGCCCACUCUGCGACAAGCGCUUCAUGCGCAGCGAUCACCUGAUCAAGCACGCCCGCCGCCACCCCGAUUUCAUGCCCUCCAUGUUGGGGCGAAACAAGGGGGCUGUCACCCCCUCCUCUUCCUCCCCUGCUCAAGGGCAGGGCAGUGCUUCGAGCCACACUCUCAUAUAGGCCAGUAACCAGUGCGGUGGGGGGGGGGGGGGGCUACGUGGGUCACAGCAGCACAAAUGGGGGUUUAAAGAAAGUUAACCAGCUACAAUCAGAUCAAUGGCUCUGACCUAGCAUGUACACGUGCACACGAGAGUAGCACUGACUCACCCUCACUGAAUUUAAGUGACCACUACAUGCCUACUUGACAGAAUCUCACUUUCUCAGAAGAACUAUAAAUGAAACAAAUAGAAAGACACACAAAAAAUUGCAGGGAUUCUGAACAUUUUCUGUGUAAAGCUGCACAUCACACACAUCAGCCAAAUUAUGUCCUACAAUUUAUUUUAUUAUGACAUUUUUUUCCCCCUUCCUGUAGUGUUCUCUACCUUUGAUUAGUAACCAUUUUGUGACGUUAGAUAGUCAGGCAAAGAAAAAAUGGAAGCUAACUAGCUUUCAUUUUCUUUUAAGCUUUGCUUAUUCCAUAGCCUACGUUUUUUUAGAAGUGUCACAUUCCAUGUUUGUUUUAACUGUAGCUGUUUCUUUUGAGUUGAAUUAUUAACUGCAACUGUAAAAGCCACGUCUUUAAAAUAUUUGUCCUGUUAAAAAGCCUUGGUUGAAGGGCAGAUCUCUUGGUCACUCUGCCGCAGGGUACUCUGUAGAACAGCCAUCGGCUCUGCCUCCUUGUAGAUCAACCUACCAUCUUGAAACGAUGACCCGUUAAACACAUGGUGGUAUUCUGCCUAACACUGAUGCAAAUUAAUUUACGCUUUACGUUUUUUAAUGUAGAUGAACAGUAAUGCUACUUGCCGCGAGUAACAUGUGAUUUAUUGUAGUCCUUACAUUAGGGUUUGAGUGUACGCUUUAUAGGAUGGCACUGCUUGCAAGUGUGUGUGUUUGUGUGUGUGCGUGUGUAUAUGUCCUAAUUCACAUUUCUGUAAGCAAAAGAACUGGGCAUGCAAAAAAAAGACUUGCAUUUCAUGUAAAACAAAGCUGGCACACUGGCAUCCCCCCCCCUGGCAUCGUGGAUGUGAAAGCAUGCAGCAGAAUGCAUUGCUGAAGCAGGCAGUGUCUUUCCUCUUCAUGUUGCAUUAACAGAAGGAUCACGCAUAAGGCAAAGAAAUAUAUCAUUUGGAAAUUGCCCACAUGAUAUUUUUAGGCUAAGGAUAUUGGGAUGUGAAAUUUCAGCACGGUCUGCAUCUAUUAAGAAUAGAAAAUAUAGUGCCGUGUGUACAUUUGAUUAAAACUAGAUUUUUUUUUUUCCCCUUGUAAUUGAUUUUGGACAUUCCCCAAAUAUAAUCAUCCACAUGUUUUUUUUGAAGGAGGAGGGGAAAUGCCUCUGGAGAAAAGCGGUUGAGUUUAUCAAGCAAACCUCUUGACUAAAUUAAGCAUAUGAAAGUACAUACUGUGUCUCGUCUGGUUCUGGCUACUGAGACGUUUUAUUUCGCCAUUGUCUCCACUGUGUGUACUGUGUGACUGACUCGUUAUUUCUUUAUCUCAGUGAACAACACUUCAGGAAUUUCGGAAAGCCUUAAAACUUCUUCAUAGCUACAAUGUACCAUGUUUACAGCUGCGGAUCAUGUUACAGGUAUCUGACCCCUCGUUAAGGGGGUUCAUUUACAAAUUCUCAUAUGCAAAAUCGCACUUUGUUUUCUCACAGGUGUUUUUAAAAUCCUAUUUCGGCUCACUAGUAUGAUGGCUUGCGUUGUUUCUAUGAGCAAACACUGUGGCGUUCUUUUGAUAAUGUAUAUCAAUAAUCAAUGGCUUAUAAAACUGCCUUUGUAAAAGUGCUUUAGAAGGUGUGGUAAAAAGAAAUGUGGGAAUUUUUGAUUUGAAUUGGGUUUGUUUCGUUCUUUGCUUGUAUUUAGUUAUUGGUGCCAACAGUGCAUCGUUAUUGUAGGUUGUGUGUGGCUAGACAUGUUUUUGCUACAUUUAUUUAGUGUUCCUGGACGACAUGUUUUUUCUACAGUAACAUUUAAUGGCCGACUGCUAAUGUCUUCCUUUUAUAUCCCAAAUCAAACAAAAGGCUUCAUUUAUUCAUUUUGCUGUAUGGUCUUUGUGAUUGAGUUAACGAGAUGUGUACUCAUUGAAAUUAAUUGCAAUGCGAGGGAAUGUUUUUUCUACACACAUGUUUUUCUUUCCAACUGUAAAAUCUGUUUAUAGUUCUUGGUCGCUGCUGGCAGUAACCUCGAGCACAUGGACUCUGUAGACACCGUCAGAAAACAAACAAAAAUUUAUAUAUCACUAUUUCCAUAUGUAUUCUUUACCAAAUGAAUCUAUUUCUGUAUAUCUGUUUUUAUUAUUUUGCAGAUAUGCUGUAUCUCCACAGAUUAAUUUGUGGAUCUUAAAGCUAUAUCAACAAUAAGGGUUUACCUCAUUCACAAAGUGGGGCCUUGUCUGGCAACACUCAGGAUUAUCAAUAGAAAAGAUUCCCUCCAGACUUGAUUUGACUUAAACUUAUUGAGACUUUGGUUUGAACGUUCAUUUUUCCUCUUAUCAAUUGAGUGAUCACUGUUUGACCAAUGUUUUAUAGCGUAUGCUUUUCUGUUUCAAGCUGUUUAUUUAAUAUUGAGUGAUUUCUUCAUUUCUUUUAUUUUGUGUGUCAUACACAUCCAUAAGCUGUCUCUCUUCUGGUAUAUCUGAACCUAUCAUCCAACCUCUUCUAGCUCCUCUGGGUACUCCAGCUUACUGGUCCCAAUUGCACAUUCAUUUUCUUGGCAGAUUUGUUGCAUUAGCUGCGUCUUUUAUAAGCAGGUGAAUUAUCGAGCUGUAGCAGGUUUACUCAAGGUACUUAUUUGUAAAUGACAGGUUGAUUUUGUUUCUUUAAACCUGCUUGAUGUUGAAGAAAUAUCAGUGAUAUUCUGAAGUUCAAAGUUUAAUCGAGGCUAAUAGGGCUCCAUCUAAGUACUUCAUUAAUGUUACUCUGUAUCAUUAAUGCAUCAAUUUAUAAUGUUAAAAUCUCAUCUUCAUUGACUGGCAUUUUAUUUUCAUUUUCCCAACUGUUAUUUUCUUGAUACACAAUUUCAGAUAUGCACAUUGUACAGAAUCCUUUUUUUAAAUUGAAGCCCUAAUAUUUACAUUAAAAGAAAAAAUAUUUGAAUUCUCUUAUCAAAGCUUUAGUUCUCUUCCAUACGAGGAACUGUGGAACUUAGUACUGAAACAUGCCGUCUGGAUGUGAAUAUUCGGGUGUCUUACAUUUCGAGGAUUGCAGUGUCAAUAUUACCGGUGCUGCACCGAUGUACAAGCAUGGCUUUCCUUUGUUUAUGCUGAUUAAUUUAUUACAUCGUCAUUUGUGUGGUUAAAUUAAUUGUUUUCAUAACUAAUUUUCGUGAACUAUUUUUAAAUGGUUCCUUUUGUUUGCUUGGAAUUAAACUACCAAUGCUU